Molecule: messenger RNA, 2285 nt
Organism: Cololabis saira (Pacific saury)
Lineage: Eukaryota; Metazoa; Chordata; Actinopteri; Beloniformes; Belonidae
Gene: samd7
Product: sterile alpha motif domain containing 7
Exons: 9
Coding region: 311-1885 (524 amino acids)
Molecular function (GO): protein binding
Source: RefSeq, a predicted model, not a curated record
GGGAGAUCAUAGUGAUGUCAGGGCAGGGAGGGCUUACCACAGGAGAUAAGGCCAGCUAAUGGAGAUGAAAUGAAUCGGUAUUUAAAAGGUCUUUUUUAGUUAAGGCACUUGUCUGGCAGCAGACCAGUUGGCAGGUCAGCGGGAUGCUGUUUAGCUGGAAGUGAAGGAGGAACAGUCUUCACAGGUUCUGCUGGAUUUCACAAAGCGUUGUAUACUUCUCUUGUUCUUAUCUGAACUGAGGAAAGAAGACAACUCCAUCUUCUUCUCACCGGCGCAAACUCGAAGGUGAAAGGCAGUCUGUCUGUCUGUAAUGACCCCACGGGAGCAGAUGAGGAAGAUGACGGCACUGGGAGAGCAGGGGACUCUGGAUGAGAAACACUGGUAUCGGCUGGUCAACGGCAUGUCUGCUGGAGAGUUGAGGCAGAGACAGGAGCUGAUGAUGAGGAACCAAAUGGCCAUGGCUCCACAGAUCCUCGCCCAGGGUCAGCAGAGGUUACAAGGGGUCCCGACACAGUUCGAACAUCGAUUCAUGGAAAGGGAGCUGGUUCCUCCCAAUGAGAUGGUUGCUUCUGAGGCCAGACAGAUUCACAUGGGAUCUCAUCUUGGUCCACCGUUGACCCCUCAUGCUAACGUCCUGCCUGGGAGAGCAUUCCCUGGACCUGCUGGCUAUGGCUUCUUGCCCUCAGAACCCAUGGAAACAGUUGCCCGGCGACAGGAGCUCAUACACAAGCAAAAUAUAGCCAGAAUGGAGAUGAAUGCCAUCCUGCAUCAGAAAGAGCUGGAGAAUGCUCACCAGAAAGGCCUGAUGGGAAUUGAGAAUCCUAUGUCCUACCCUUCCAACCCCUUGCUGUUCAGAGGGCGUCAGCGCAUGCCGGACAGUCACGAUGUCUUCGUCCACCGUCCUUCCCUUGAUGAACUGCACUCCAAUAGUAUACUCAUGUCUGCCAGUCCUUAUCCACCAAUCAGCACCCUGCACAGGGAGAGGGGCCGGAGGGCCGGGAGGAGGCCCACCAUUCACAAGAGCACAGAGAGCCAUGUGUCCAAUAUGAAAGGCCAAACCGAAGAUAAAAAUGUAGAGCAAAGCCCAGAGACCACUUCAGGGGAGGAGAAGGACAUUGAGCCUAAGGGAGACAUGGGAGAAGAGUGCACCACCAGUAAGACACACCAUCAAACCAAAAUAGACUCUGAACUCCCCACGGGAAGCAGAAAGAACUACAAAGAGGGGGAGGCAGGCCUACGCAAGGCCUGUACGACCACCCAGGAUAGCUGCUCAGAUGUGGCCAACGGCGGCGCAAAUGACAAAGACAUGUCCAGCCAAUGUUCUGCUUUCCAGGAGAAAUUCGUGUUUCCGUCCACUGGUGGAGCUCUGGCAGGGAUGCCUUAUAUGUACCCCGUCCCUGGAAAUGGUUUCCUGCCUCCUGGUCCAUCAAAUAUCUUUCUAAACGGCGAAGAGGCACCUGAAGAUAUAAGGAAGUGGACAGUGAAUGACGUUUACAACUUUAUCAACAGUAUACCCACGUGUUCAGAAUACGCUCAGACGUUCAAGGACCAUAUGAUUGAUGGGGAGACGCUGCCGCUCUUGUCAGAGGAACACCUACUGGACACACUGGGGCUCAAACUGGGACCAGCUCUGAAGAUCCGCUCACAGGUGUCCAAGCGCCUGGGCAGCAUGAUGUACAUGAUGAACCUGCCGCUCUCCAACGCCACUCUGCAGGCCACUCCUGAGAAGCCUGGAGAUCGCUCCCCAGAGAUCGGCUCCCCAGUUAACUGCAACAGUGAGGACAUGGCAGCGAGUCCAAGAGACCCUGAUGUCCUCAAAUCCAUUGAGCACCUCCAUGAGACAGAAAAUAAUUCACCCCCAUCGGCCAGCAGUGAGACGGCCUGAUGACUUAACAACAUGGACAAAGAAAACUGAACUUCAAAAAUGAACUCUUGCUGCUUUGGCAGUGAAUAUAUUUAUAUUGUGAUUCACUGGAUUUAAGAUGAUUUUUUUUUUUUUAUUACAUAAAUCCAACACAAUGCCCAGAUGUGGGCGAAAUAUUUGUAUUAAGUACAUAUUUUUUAAGAACAGCUUUGGAUUCAAACUAGUGUGAAUUUUGACAUAUGACACAUACAGUAGAAGGGCCUGUAUCACUUUUCUUCAUUUUCAUCUUCUCUGAUUGUAGCUUUCUUAGUUUUGAAACCAUGAAGCAUCAUUUUUUUGACAUGGACUGACAUAAAGGCAAUAGAAAUCCUACUGAAAGCAUUUAACAAUCAAACAAUGACAUAUUUAUUUGUUCUCGGUU